Molecule: messenger RNA, 2208 nt
Organism: Penicillium verhagenii
Lineage: Eukaryota; Fungi; Ascomycota; Eurotiomycetes; Eurotiales; Aspergillaceae
Product: putative MFS transporter
Exons: 3
Coding region: 1-2208 (735 amino acids)
Biological process (GO): transmembrane transport
Molecular function (GO): transmembrane transporter activity
Source: RefSeq, a predicted model, not a curated record
AUGUCAUCUACAGACGAUUCCCCUGCCUCGACGGGUGAUACCGAAAAGGUCCGACCGAACACCAUGCCGCGAUGGAAGCGGAUCUUUGGUGACAAACCCAAUCGUGACCGAGAUUCAGCCGAUAUGUCAAAUUAUCGUCCAACCUCUACCCUGGGUAUUCUUAGUGAUAAGGAGACGGAUGAAGUACCUGGAACGGUCCUUCUUCUCGCAUCAGAUCGAAAUGAACCUCUGGGAAUGCGCCACCAGCCGCAACGGAUGUCGGCCUCUUCACUUCCCACGAGUAUCCAACCAACCUCGCGCUCAUCAUCUCGAAAUGCCGCCCCACAGAUAAAGCGAACCGCGGAUGGGCAGAUUGUUUUAGAGCCUCAACCCGAUGACUCCGUCAACGACCCCCUCAACUGGCCUGUGUGGCAACGAGAUACCGCGCUGAUUUCCUUGGGCUUUUAUUGCUUGAUUGGAGGCGGUAUGACUACCAUUUUGGCUGCUGGGUUCAGUGACGUUGCAGCCACCUACAAAGUGACGGAGCAACAAGUGGCUUUUACCACCGGUCUUUACAUGAUGGGCUUGGGCAUUGGGUCGGUGAUUAUGUCGCCGACAGCAAUCUUGUUUGGAAAACGCCCUGUUUAUCUCCUCGGUGCAGUUCUUUUCAUACUCUCGGGUAUUUGGUGUGCUCUUUCUCCGAAUUAUCCGAGCUUGGUGAUUGCUCGGAUCUUCCAGGGUAUCGCGGUGAGCCCGGUUGAAUGCCUCCCAUCGGCUACUAUCGCUGAGAUCUAUUUCUUACACGAGCGGGCCUAUCGGGUUGGUAUCUACACCCUAUUGCUGCUUGGUGGAAAGAAUUUGGUUCCCCUCGCCAGUGCUGCAGUGAUUGGUAGUCUUGGUUGGCGUUGGGUAUUUUGGAUUGUGUCGAUUAUCGUCGGCGGCUUUGUGGUUCUCUUGUUUUUCUUUGUCCCAGAGACCUUCUGGGAUAGGACUCCACGCCCUCGGCGCUCUCACAAGCGACCACAUGCGCACCGAACUGUUUCCGACUUGAUGUCCCACGGGUUCCGAGGGCGUCGUCCUCAUGUGCAGCUUCAAGACGAAUCAAUCGCACCAAAUGAUGAAGAGGUACCCACACCAACGGAGAGGAAAAACAAAAAUGCUCACGUUGGAUUUGCAAAUGAUGUGCCGGCAAAUGAGAAACCGGCGAUGGAAGGCGAGGGAAAUCAUGUCUUUCCCCACAUUGAAAGCCAUACCGCUCAGGAUCAGAUCCUGGCGGACCCAGUCAGCCUAAAUCUUGACCAAAGUAGUGGUCUGCAGCAUCUUCAACCUGCUCAUAUCGAUGCCUCCCAUCUCACCCCAGCUGAUUUGGAAGCGGCACGAUCCGGAGCCUUUUCACCUUCAUCAAACGGGUCCCGUGAACCCAGUGCCCAUCUCUCCUCCACCCUCCAAUACACAAACCGACUACGUGACCGCCCAAGGGUUACAUAUGUUCAGCGACUCAAGAUUUGGAAUGGGCGCAUUACCCACGACAAGUGGCUGAAAAUCGCUGCCCGCCCAUUCAUCUUAUAUGCCUAUCCGUCUGUUCUUUGGUCGGCUGUAGUCUAUGCCCUAUCUGUUGGAUGGCUUAUUGUUAUCUCUGAGUCCGUCUCCAAGAUCUUCGAAAGCUCAGAGAGUUAUGGAUUUACUGCCCUACAGACUGGGUUGGUCUACAUCUCCCCCUUUAUUGGUGGCCUACUCGGUACCGCAGUAGCAGGCAAAGUUUCGGACAUGGUUGUACGAUUCCUCACCCGACGCAACGGAGGAAUCUACGAGCCCGAGUUCCGCCUAGUCAUGGCGAUCCCCAUCGCACUGUCCACCACGAUCGGGUUGAUGGGAUUCGGCUGGAGUGCACAAAUCAAGGAUUCUUGGAUUGUACCUACCAUCUUUUUUGGUUUAAUUUCUUUUGGCUGCUGCUUGGGCAGCACGACUGCCAUCACAUUCUGUGUGGACAGUUACCGCCAGUAUGCGGGAGAAGCUCUGGUGACUUUGAACUUUACCAAAAACGUUGUUCACGGACUUGUUUUCUCACUCUUCAUCGUAGACUGGCUUGAGGCCGAUGGCUUCCGCACUGUCUAUCUUGCCAUUGGUGGGAUACAACUGUUCUUCUUACUCAUGUCUAUCCCAAUGUACAUGUACGGAAAGCGGGCCCGUAUGUGGACCGUUCGCAAGCGCCUGAUGGAACGCUUCUGA